Molecule: messenger RNA, 3249 nt
Organism: Daphnia pulicaria
Lineage: Eukaryota; Metazoa; Arthropoda; Branchiopoda; Diplostraca; Daphniidae
Product: aminopeptidase N-like
Exons: 19
Coding region: 115-3153 (1012 amino acids)
Biological process (GO): proteolysis; peptide catabolic process
Cellular component (GO): cytoplasm
Molecular function (GO): peptide binding; zinc ion binding; metalloaminopeptidase activity
Source: RefSeq, a predicted model, not a curated record
CGUUUAAAAUUUAUUCGAGUGAAAGUGACUCUCACUCGACUUUGACAAAGUGGCAGAUCAUUGUCGUUUUUACGUCGUCAAUUAAUCGUACCAGCAAAUUUUGGUUUCCCCGACAUGCAGCAACGAAGCUUCGUGUUCCUUUUGGCUGUGGCUUGUUUACUGCAAGUAGAAAGCUCGUCGCCCAAAUCACGACCAGUAUUAUCUUCCGCUCAGCAGUAUCCAUCAACACUGGAAUUGUCUGAAGAUGGGUUAAGUCUGAUGGAGCCGGCCAUCGUGCCCGAACCGGAAGACGGUGGCCGGUGGUGGUACACUCCAUCGCGCAAAGCUCACAUCCAUUCCGGCAAAUCCAAAAGCCGAUUGAUGCAAAGUCUGAUGCUGUCCAACAAAGUCGACGAAGAUUUGCGCCUUCCUAGCGACGUCUUGCCAAGCAACUACACCAUUCGGUUGCUACCGUUUAUCGAAGAAGGAAAUUUUACCACCGAUGGCCAUAUCGACAUCUUCGUUGACUGCGUUCGAGAUACCAAUAGCAUUUCCAUGAACGCGGCUGAUAUCACUUUUAAAAAGUUGUCUAUUUCGGUGCUGGACCUCUCCAACAAUAAUCCACUGACGAUGGUCGAUUUUAUUGACGAGCAGAGCACUCGAGAAAUCGUCACCAUUCGUACGGCUGAAAAGUUGAUGGCUGGCAAACGUUACAAGAUCUCGAUGGACUUUGUUUCCAUUUUGAACGACGAACUCCGCGGCUUCUAUCGCUCUUCUUACAUGGAGAACGGUGUCCGGAAGUGGUUGGCUGUAACUCAAAUGGAAGCCCCAUCAAACACCCGUCGAGCAUUUCCUUGCUUCGACGAACCGAAUAUGAAAGCCGAGUUUUCCAUCAUUCUCGGACGGAAGACAACCAUGAGGACUGCAAGCAAUAUGAACAUUAUUUCCUCCACCCCAAUUGAGGGAAUGCCCGACUACGUUUGGGACUACUAUGAAACAACUUUGAAAAUGUCGUCCUAUUUGGUGGCCUGUUUGGUGUCGGAAUUUGAGGAUGUUGCAACAACUACGUCCCACCGAGUUCCGUUCCGUCUCUGGGUGAAGCCAGAAUCUCGCGAUCUUGCUGGAUAUAGCUUGAGCGUUGCUCCUGGUAUGCAAGAAUUCUACGAGAGCUACUUCAAAAUAGCCUAUCCGCUACCUAAACAAGAUUUGGCCGCGAUUCCAGACUUUUCAGCAGGGGCUAUGGAAAACUGGGGAUUGGUGACAUACAGGGAAAGCGCCUUGCUUAUUGAUGUCCCACGCGAGAGCAGAAGCCGGAAGCAGAGCGUAGCUGAUAUCAACGCUCACGAAUUAGCUCACCAAUGGUUUGGCGACUUGGUGACAACCGACUGGUGGAGUAUUAUUUGGUUGAACGAAGGCUUUGCUACUUAUGUAGAAUUUCUUGGCACGAACGCGGUGGAACCUGAUUUCAGAAUGCUCGAUCAGUUUGUCGUCCGUGAACUGCACUAUGUCUUCGGUGUUGACGCCCUGGAGACGUCCAGACCCAUUAAUUACCCAGCGACUACUCCGGAUGAGAUCACUCGAAUGUUUGACGCCAUUUCCUAUGACAAAGGAUCCUGCAUCAUCCGAAUGGCCGCUGAUUUCAUUGGGUUGGAGACGUUCAAUCGGGGUCUCACUCGCUAUCUCAACGCCAGGUCUUAUAAAAAUGCCGUGGAAGAUGACCUAUGGUUGGCGUUGCAGCAGCAAGUCGACGAAGACGGAAUUAGCCUCCCUACCACCGUCAAGGACAUUAUGGAAACUUGGACCUUACAAAUGGGUUUCCCGCUCAUUACCGUGACUCGAGAUUACACCACUGGCGGUGCUUCGGUAUCGCAGGAUCGAUUUUUGAUCCGCAGAAAUCCCAACUCGACCGAUACCCACGUCUACAGCUGGUGGGUACCGUUGACUCACACCAACGGAGGCGAUUUGCUGGUGCGCAAAACAGAAUGGAUUUCCAAAGACCAACCAUCCACAACGAUUGGCAAUCUCGGAGCUAGUUCAGAUAACUGGGUUAUUUUCAAUUAUGACCAGCAAAAUUUAUACCGCGUAGCUUACGACAGUGAAAACUAUCGUUUGAUUGCCCAACAACUCAUGGUCGAUCAUGAACGAAUCUUGGACAACAACCGUGCCCAGCUACUGGACGACGCUUUCGUGCUGGCCUCUGUCCAUUUGCUUCCCUACAAAUCCGCCCUGGACUUGUCUCUCUAUCUGAAAUAUGAGAAGGAAUACGUGCCUUGGAAUGCUGUCCUUUCUGAGCUCAGCUACAUCGAUUCCAUGCUGUACAGCCAGCCACAAUACUCGCACUGGCUUACUCACAUGAUGAAUUUGGUGACGCCAUACUACAGCCACGUCGGUUUCCAAGAGUCGACAUUGGAUGCGCAUUUGACGGUUUUCGCUCGCAGUGACGCAAUGAGCUGGGCUUGUAAAUUACAAAUCGCAGACUGUGUCGACAACUCCAAAGCCAAAUACGCGGAGCUGAUGAAAGAGCCAGACAACAGCUUAAUUUUGUCGCCGAACCAGAAGAGCACCAUCCUUAAAACAGGUGUGGAAAAUGGCGGCCAGGCCGAAUAUGAUUUCGCGUUCACUCAGUACACAAGCAAAUAUGACACUUCCUUCCUCAUCGCUGCAGCCAGCAGCAAAAAUGUUUCGCGACUGAACAGUUUGCUGAACAAGAUGCUGGACAGCGAGUCCGGUAUCCGUCUGGGAGACGUCAACAAUUUGUUCAAUAACGUAGCGUCCAAUCCGGUGGGUAACGCAGUGGCCACCGAUUUCCUUGUGAAUCAGUGGGACGCUAUUGAACAAUCCUGGUUGGGGACUGGCUAUUUCGUCAGUUUCUUCCGUUACGUGUGCAACCGUCAGAACACGCAAGCGCAACUCGACAGGUUGCUGGAAUUGCGCAACACUCAUGUCGACAUCCUUGGAAGUUCCAACACCGUCCAACAAGGUAUUGACGUCGUUGUCGAGAACAUCAAGUGGAUGGAACUGCAUCAAAAUGAAAUUGGAAAUUGGUUGGCGGACAACAUCCCGCCUGCCACAACAACUACCCAAGCAACUCCCUCUUUCGCCAACGGAAAUGCAAAAAUGAAUGCUGCUUUCAUGUUAGCGGUGAUAUUUUUCGGAAUGUUUUUCAAGCCUUGAAUAAUUCAACAGAUUUUUGUCCACCGGUAGUUGAGAUAAUACCCAAUCCUUAACCAUAAAAGGGGUGUCAUCCGCAAAAAGAUAAAGCAAAUAUUU